CACCUGGAAGGCUGACCUGACUUGACAUCACGUUGUCUCGUCCUUGAUCUUCUCUUCCUCUCGCCAUCUUCAUCCUUCUUCUGCUUCACAAAAUAUUCUCUCAUACAGCCUCAUUUUUUGAAAGCCCUUGGUGCGAAGAAACACACACUCAUCUGCACAAUUCUCAGCCUGUCAUAUCGACUUUUCUCACAGCCGAGCUGACAAUAUCAGCCAACCUGUGUGGUCGCCUUGCAUUCAAGCGCAACGCAAGGCUGCAGGCUGCAGGGCAUCUAAAGCAACGCAAAGACCGGUAUGUUACCCAGACCCACAGCGAUAUUUAUACUUCUAUUCGUCUUUUCCUUCUUCUCUCUUCCAUCAUGUGCAACACCUCCAUACCCCUCCCGCUUUGAUAAUAUUGGGGCGAGAAUGGUGGGGUCGUGGUAUCCAUACACAUCAGCUGGGCGACUGGCUAUCAUUAGUGUGGUAGUACCAUUUGUUGCUUUUGUAUCAUACUAUUCCAAGGAACCAGACUGGAGUUCCGUCUUACAAUUCAGCAAGAAUUUCAAUCACACUCUACCCUUCCAAUCCUUCAUCAUGCCGAGCCAAAUCAAGAAACCUCGCUUCCGCACUAUUCAACAGUUCAACACAGACUAUGCACCUGUCUCCAUCUCGCAAUAUGUAUCAGAGCAAACCGGAAUGCACGUUGUGGUCUGCAACCAACAAGGUCCGAAAGUUCGUGGCUACUUCACUCUAGCUACCGAGAUCUUCGAUGACUCUGGAUCACCUCACACUCUGGAACAUCUGGUUUUCAUGGGAUCCAAGAGCUACCAAUACAAAGGUCUUCUCGACAAACUUGCUUCCAGAGCCUACUCCAACACCAAUGCAUGGACUGCCACUGACCACACUGCUUACACCUUGGACACUGCAGGAUGGGAAGGCUUUGCCCAAAUCUUACCAGUCUAUCUCGAGCACGUGAUCCUACCAACACUCACUGAUGAGGGAUGUUACACCGAGGUUUGGCACAUUGAUGGCGAAGGAAAUGAUGCCGGAGUUGUGUACUCUGAGAUGCAAGGUACUCAGAACAACGGACCAGAGAUCAUUGAUAUCAAGGCGAGAAGAUUACUCUACCCAGAGAAUGUUGGCUUCAGAUAUGAGACUGGUGGGUUGAUGGAGAAUCUUAGGGUCCUAACACCUGAACGUAUUCGUGAUUUCCACAAGGAGAUGUAUCAACCAAAGAACUUGUGUUUGGUUCUUGUAGGUGAGGUUGACAAGGAUCAUCUUCUGCAGAUUCUCGACGAGUUUGAGGAGGGUAUUGUUGAGUUCAUCCCUCCGGUUUCAGCUCCUUUCAAGCGUCCAUGGAUAGAAUCUGCACAACCGCCUGCUAUCGCCAAAACACUCGUCGAGACUGUCGAGUUCCCUGAAGAGGAUGAGUCAACAGGCGAGAUCUCAAUUGGCAUGUUUGGCCCCAACUGCAAUGACGCCGUUCUCAUCGCAGCUCUCAAUGUUCUCCUCACUUAUCUUGCUGGAUCUUCGGUCUCGAUCUUAGAGAAUAUCAUGGUUGAGAAGGAAGAGCUUGCAAGUAGCAUUGGCUGCUACUGGGAUGCUAGACCAAAUACCGUCAUCUGGCUGCAACCAAGCGGUGUACUGACAGAGAAGCUUGAAUUCGUUGAGAAGAGAGUCUUCGAACUCCUCAAAGAAGUUGCAGCAAAGCCUCUUGAUAUGGACUACAUGUUGGACUGCGUCAAGCGUGAGCGUAGACAGGUAAAGUUCCAAGCCGAGAGCUCAGCCAGCUUCUAUGCCUCCGGUGUCAUCAAUGACUUCCUAUUCGGCAAGAGAGAUGGUUCCACUCUCAAGGAUUUCGGCACUGUGUCCGAAUACGAUACUCUUGAAAAGUGGACCGAUGGACAAUGGCGAGAUUUCCUGAAGAAAUGGAUCUCGGAUGCCCCUCACAUCUCGAUUCUUGGCAAGCCCUCAAAGGCCAUGGCCGACAGAAUCAAGAGCAACGAGGAAGCAAGAAUCGCAAAGAGAAAAGAGGAGCUCGGUCCAGAUGGACUCAAAGCUCUUGCAGAGAAACUGAAGCUUGCCAUUGAAAAGAACGAUGUCGAAAUUCCCGCAUCUGUUCUUCAGAAAUGGCCAGUUCCAGGUGUCGACUCGAUCCACUUCAUCGAGUCAACAAGCGCUAGAUCAGGACUUGCAAAGAAGUUGGGUGCGCCUGAUAACAAAGCUCAAAAGGUCAUCGAUGAAGCAAAGUCCGAUCUUCCUCUAUUUAUCCAAUUCGAACAUGUUCCCACAAACUUCGUCCACUUGACACUCCUGCUGGGCACAUCCCAAGUUGCAACCGAACAUCGACCCCUCCUCCCACUUUUCAUGGACAACUUCUUCAACACUCCAAUCAUGCAAGAUGGAAAGCGCGUAGAGUUUGAAGAAGUCGUCACAAAACUCGAGCAAGACACAGUCAGUUACUCCAUGGGCGGAGCAGGUCGAAUCAACGACGCCGAGGGACUAGUAAUUCAAUUCCAGAUCGAGCCAGAGAAGUACGAAACAGCCAUCAAAUGGAUCCGCACCAUGAUGUUCGACAGCAUCUUCGACCCCGUCCGCCUCAAAGCCGGCAUGGCCAAAAUCCUCGCCGACAUCCCCGAAGCCAAACGCAACGGAAACAACAUGCUCUACGCCGUCGACUCCAUGAUCCACCUCGACAAAGACUCCAGCGUCAAGUCCCGCGGCACCCUCGUCAAAGCCACCUACAUGAAGCGCCUCAAGAAACUCCUCGCCAAAGACCCCUCCACCGUCCUCUCCUGGCUGGAAACCCUCCGCUCCUCCCUCUUCACAUUCCCCAACAUGCGCGCCCUCGUAAUCGCCGACGUCACCAAACUCCCCAACCCCGUCUCCGCCUGGUCCACCCUAAUCUCCACCCUCGACACCACACAGCCCCUCCUACCCUUUGUCAAACUCUCCCAACGCCUCAGCCCUGACGGGCAGAACCCAGGAAAGUACGGCGCAGUCAUAGUCCCCAUGGCCACCAUCGACUCCUCCUUCUGCAUCUCCACCGCCACGGGCCCCACCGACCCCGAAGACCCCAUCCUCCCCGCCCUCAUGGUCGCCAUCUCCUUCCUCGAAGCAGUCGAAGGCCCCCUCUGGACAGCCAUCCGCGGCAAGGGCCUCGCAUACGGAGCCUGGUUCAAGCGCGACCCAGACGGGGGAUUCAUCCAGUUCUCUGUAUACCGCUCACCAGACGCGUACCGUGCCUUCGUAGCUGGAAAAGCAAUCCUCGAAUCGUAUAUCGAUGGAACGGCGAAGUUCGAACAAGCUGCUUUAGAGGGAGCAAUCAGUGGUAUUGUUAUGAAUCUCGCGGAUGAGCAGACUACUAUGGCUGCUGCGGGGCAGUUCCAUUUCGUGAAUAGUGUGAUUAGGGGGUUGGAGGAGGGGUAUGAUGCGAAGAUCUUGAAGUCAGUGAGGAAUAUUACGGUGGAGGAGAUUCGGGCUGUUAUGAAAGAUGUGUUGUUGCCGGCUUUUACGCCGGGGAAGGCGAAUGUGGCGGUUACUUGUGCGCCGAUUAUGGAGGAGGGCAUAGUCAAAGGCUUCACCACCUCGGGCUUCAAAACACAAGUCCAACCCCUCUCCAGCUUCCAAGAGAGCUACGGUCUUGAAGCAGAUGAGGAUGAAGGGCAGAAUGAUGAGGAUGAGGAGGAUGAUGAUGAGGAGGAUGGAGAUGAUGAGGAUGGAGAUAGAGAUGAUGAGGGGGAGGGAGAGGUGUAGUGUAGAUGAUCAGGGGGUUUUUAGAGUGAUUUGACGGGAAGUCGUAGAAACUGGUUAGAAUGUAUGGUUGAUGGGUGGUAGGUAGCGAAUACAUAGUUUAGACUUCCCUUCCUUCCUUCCCCCCUUCCUGCCUCUUUCCUUUCUCCCCUCUCAAAUCUCAUAUCCCAUAUCCCAUAUCCCAUACCUCAUCUCAGCGACCAUCAACAUCCGACAUCAGCCCUACAAACACCUUCAACCUCCAACGUCCAACCUUCCUCCCCUUCUGAAUUUUUUUCCAAGGCGAAUUGCCGUAAUGCACACUCUCACUCACUCACUCACUCAUUAAAACGCCAACUCACUCAUUAAAACGUCAACACACUCACAGCCCAACCUUCGAAUUGUAUAUAAUAUUCAAUAUUCGAUAUGCAAUGUCUAGUGUUCAAUGAAUGCAUACUUGUAUUUACGUAUGUGUUACUAAUCUGGAUUUUGGAACUUGGUGGAAUGGUGGUUGAAAGUUCUUUCACGUUCAGAAAGAGCAGAGUGAGUAGGUAGGUGAGUGAGUGAAUUGAUGAAUUUACCGAUUUAUCAACGACAGGGGAAUGGAAUUGGAGGGUGGGUGGGUCACUGAGUAAGUCAGUGAUACAUAGGUAGGUAGGCAAGUCUUAUAUAAACCCUCCUCCUUCCCCAUCCACAUGCCCAAGUUCGGAGUUCUGGAGUCAACCGUCAACGUCUGAUCAAGAACCUGUGGAAUGGCAAUGUAUGUAUGUAACGGCCAUGUGAAACAAUUGACUUUAGUCUAGUUUGAGUGGAG
Molecule: messenger RNA, 4525 nt
Organism: Cadophora gregata
Lineage: Eukaryota; Fungi; Ascomycota; Leotiomycetes; Helotiales; Ploettnerulaceae
Exons: 4
Coding region: 292-3735 (1147 amino acids)
Molecular function (GO): metal ion binding
Source: RefSeq, a predicted model, not a curated record